AUGGAUAGAAACAAUGUGAACCAAAUGAUAAACGAAUAUUUUGCCGGUAUGGGGAACUUCUGUAGAAAUAAUGAAUUAACUAUGAUAUUAGUUAAAGAGGAACCGGUUGAUGACAUUUUAGAAGAAACAAAUGAUCAAGACAUUUAUAUAAAAAAUGAAUCUAACGAAUUUGGCAAAAGUAAUCCAAUAUACAAUCAAUAUGAAGAUAAUGAAUAUAAUGAAAUCAAUGAAAACAACGUAUGUUGUUUUGAACUUAAUAAUGAAUCUGUUCAAGUACAGGGAGGGUUCCAAAGACAAACCAUUGAGCAACAAUCCAAAAUAGCUAAAGAAGUUGAAACAAAAAAACUUAAGGAAGCCGAAUUAAGAAAAAAUAUUGUUGUUGAAGAAACAGAAAUAAAAUCAUUAGAUAAGAGAUCUACUUUGAAGAAAGUGAAAGAACCAGGAAAUAAUCGAUCAUUUGAGCAACCCGAUUUGGUAAAGAAUUAUGUAGUUAUUCGUCCUGUACAUUUUAAGAGAAUCAAUGAGCAUGUAGAAAAUGAUACAAAUAUAGAACGAGAAUUGAUUGAAAGUAGAAAAGCGCCUACAAAUGAUGAUUUUGAAAAAUUUAAUCUAAAAGAACCCGGAAUAAGGAAGUAUAUGGGAUCUGAAGGAAAAACCUCUAAAGAAAUAGAAACAAAUUCAACUGAAGUUAAGAUGAUCACUAAGACAAGGGGACUAAAGGUUGAAGAAAAGCUUUAA
Molecule: messenger RNA, 738 nt
Organism: Macrosiphum euphorbiae (potato aphid)
Lineage: Eukaryota; Metazoa; Arthropoda; Insecta; Hemiptera; Aphididae
Source: the annotation of a GenBank genome assembly